Molecule: messenger RNA, 3865 nt
Organism: Ruditapes philippinarum (Manila clam)
Lineage: Eukaryota; Metazoa; Mollusca; Bivalvia; Venerida; Veneridae
Exons: 17
Coding region: 87-2597 (836 amino acids)
Source: RefSeq, a predicted model, not a curated record
CCCGUGUCAUUUCAAUGAUUAAAAUAAACUAAGGGAUAUGUUAACUAGUAACAACUAAAAAGAAAAAAAGAAACAUAAUAACAAACAUGGAGGUGAAAGACACCAGAACAAUUUCAGUGAUAUUAUUUGUGGCCUUAUUCUGUGGAUGUAAUUCGAGCGUUCUUUCUGGUUUGGCUGGGUUUGGAUUCUCACCUCUUGAAUAUGAUGUUUGCAGAGGUAAACAUUCAGAUACCCGCACGUGCUACGUUACUCAAGUGACUAACGUCUCGUGUUUUAACGCGAGGAUUGCAUUUGAUGCGUGCAAGAGGCAGGCGCAAACUUUCAAUUCUAAUAAGAGUGACGUUAAUGAAGCACGCAGGUAUUCUAACUGGACACACCUACAGGCAUAUUACCAUAGAAACGACGGAGAAAGACAUCGCCCAGGAAAAAUAGGAUCGUGUGUGGAGUUAAAACCAGGUGUUUGUAUACAGUCACGGUGUUUGAAAACAUGUUGCAAGGGUUGGUUUGAAGACGAAAAUGGCCAGUGUACUAAAUCCAGCUUCGGGAGGUGUCAGAAUGGGGGCACUUAUAACUGGAGACACAAAAACUGUGCUUGUUUAUUCGGAUUUUCGGGACAACAAUGUGAAAUAGCUCUGUGCCCUGGAGGAUGCCUUAACGGUGGUCAGUGCACACCUGGAGCUAACGGUGAAAAUGUGUGUACAUGUCCGGCGGGAAUUUACGGAGAUAAUUGUCAGAAAAUUCGUUGCCGGUAUAAGUGUGAAAAUGGCGGACAGUGUAUCUUGGAUGGUCCAAUACCAACAUGCAAAUGUCCAUAUGGAUACUACGGAAGAACUUGUGCCCAUUCGUACACUGGCGAUUCUACUUGUCCACCACCUAAUAAUACCGUAUGUGUCAAUCUUAACUGUCAAGAUGAAUGCUACGCUGGGACAUGCACAUCCGGUCACGUGUGCUGCACUGAUGGCUGCUGUAUGAAAUGUGUAAAACCCAGAUCACCAGGGUGCUUGUUCAAUGGCAUUUUGUAUGAACAUCUAGAUAUUUUCAGAAAAGAUAAAUGCACGGUGUGUAAGUGUUAUCAAAACGGAACAACCAAAUGUUAUAAGAAUCCUGUGUCAGAUUCGGAUUUGUACUGUGGUGAAGGAAACACAUCGCAGCCGACUCAACAUCAACCGCCCAAAUUAAACUGCAGUGCUGAUGUCAUUCAAGUUCCGGUCUACAGGUUUUCAAAGUUCGCCUACAUGAGGACAUUGCAUAUACAAGCAAAAGAUGAAAAUGGUACAUCACUAAAGGUUACGUAUUACCCGGCGUUUAUAAUCCUUGAUAAAAUUCCGUUAUCAAGAAGAAACAUCGAACUUGUUAAAGUUGUCACCCAGGACAGUUUGGGUCACACAAACGAGUGCUAUCAACGAGUCGUCGUCGUUGACGAUACUCAUCCCAUGUUUGUGUAUUGUCCAACGGAUUCGGAAGUGAAAGUAGAUUACCGUGCCACACUGACGUCAGUCCAACCAAGAGCACGUGACAAUGUUGGUAUACAACACCUAUAUUGUUACCCCUCGGAUCAAACACUUCCACCUGGUCUCCAUAUAAUCUCCUGUACAGCCGUCGACUAUGACGGUAACCAAGCGUUCUGUCAAACAAUAAUCAAUGUAACCAGGACAGAACCUACAGUUGAUUCGGAGCCAAUAUUUUUAUCAUGCCCUAGUGAUAUAUAUGUUUCCGAGGGUGAGCUGGUGUCCUGGAGGAAGCCAGUGGCGUACGCUCACAGUGGUAUCCGGUUUCUUGUUAGCAACUAUGACCCGUAUACGGUGUUUCCGGUAGGAUGGUCAACUGUGCAGUAUACAGCUACCGACUACAACAACAACAAAGGCCACUGCACCUUCAACAUAUACGUCUCCAGAAAAGACGGUGGCAGUACUACCGAGUCUCAUAUGACAAAUACUAUCCGAAUUACUGACGAUACGGAGCCAAUAUUUUUAUCAUGCCCUAGUGAUAUACGUGUUUCCGAGGGUGAGCUGGUAUCCUGGAGGGAGCCAAUGGCGUACGAUCACAGUGGUAUCCGGUUUCUUGUUAGCAACUAUGACUCGUAUACGGUGUUUCCGGUAGGAUGGACAACUGUGCAGUAUACAGCUACCGACUACAACAACAACAAAGGCUAUUGCACCUUCAGCAUAUACGUCUCCGAAAAAGAUACAUACUCUCAAGACAGUGACAGUACUACCGAGUCUCAUAUGACAAAUACUAUCCGAAUUACUGUAGCCUGUGUGUCGUGUCUGGUGGUGAUUCUUGUCGUAAUUCUCGUAACGGUCAUGCUGUACAGACGGUUCCGCACAAAACCAUGUCAAAGUUCAAGGUCGCGUAGGUCUGGCAACAACAGAGGUCAAAUUCCUAUUCAGACUAUAAGUAACGCUUUGUAUGAGAGCACUGCUUUAGGUUUAGAUGGACGUCCAAUAGUGCCGACACUAAAACCACCACCAUACAGUCCUGCAAUUGAUCCACCAACGUAUGACGAAGUUUACGUAAAUCCCUGCAUACAGCAUGAUGGAAGUGACGAAACUGAAACUCCUCUCGAACGACCACCUGCUUAUGAUGUUGUGACGUAAACAGAUUCUACAUGUUUCGAGUUUUAUUUGUAUCUCAGAAAGACUGUUAUAGAUCUACGUUGAUAAAUGAUCUACUGUCUAUGUUAAAUAAUGCGUCCAUUAUUCGUUUAUUUUGCAUGUCAUGACAAUAAUUAUAUAUAGCAUGUUAAUGUCAUAUCGUUAGCUGCCGAAAUACGGCAUACUUCGCUUGUUUCCGUAAUAGUCAAGCGCCCAUGGAAUUGAUUAUAAGUACGGAAAGGAGCAAAGAAAGCCGAACACAUACGAGUGAUGAACUCAAUGAUUAAAUCUUGUUAUCAAUCCGUUUUUUUGUCAUUGCAACAUGCCUUCCAUUUAUUCUUUUUUCUCAUUAUUCAUUCUUUAACUUUCACAGAAACGUUACAAUCUACUAAUGCUUGUACAAAUAAAUCAUUAUCGCUAUUACUUUUAGUGUUCAUUCUAUCCAAACAAGAUCAAGCUUUAAUAAUUUGUUAAUUUUAACCGUUAAUCUUCAGGAAACGAGAAUGACCAGGCUUUGUCACGUAUAUAGAGCCAGGCCAGCCUGCACAUCCCUUCAGUCUAGCCAGGCUCUAUACUGUUGACAUCUCAAAAUGGACAAUUCCAAAUUUAAAGCAGCAUGCCUCAAGAUUCAUGCUUAUGUUCAUAAAAAAUUGAGCUUUUUUGAUGUAUUCAAAAGUAAAAUACUGUGAAGGAAAUUUACACAUUGCAAACGGCACUAACAAUCCAUAAAAAUGGAGGUCAAUAUAUGCUCGUAGCCCUUAUUGCGUUACUCACGCAGUAGAAAUAUUGUGACAUUUACUGCAAAGUCAGCCAUUAAUCGCAUAUAACAUGUAAAUUUUACUUGAAACUUGAAUCUUUUUCCUUUUCAUGAAAUAUUUGUGCAUUUUCUCAAGUUUGAUUUUCCUGAAAAUAUUUGGCUCAUUUUGAGGCAUGCAGCUUUAAAGUGGAAGCUGGAAAUGUCUAGUUAUAAUAUCCAGCAGUUUAAGAGGGUAUUGACUGUUUUAUAAUUUCUAAAAAUUCAUUUUUACAUUAUUUCUUAAAAAAAACAUAGUAAUGUUGUUUCUUAGCGAUGUUUCAGAUAUAAAGAAAAUAAUCAGUAAAUAAUAUAUAAAUCAUCCCAGAAACGAAUAUAUUCAUUUGGAAAAAAACAAAGCACUUUUUUGUUGUUGUUUGGUUGUUUUUUGAAAACUUCUGUCUGUUAUGUCUAUUUUGUUUGUAUGUAUUUUUUGUGUAUUUUGCUAUCAGAUUUAAUAAAGCUGUUCUCUAUUCUA